AUGUACAGCGUGGAGGAUCUCCUCAUCUCUCAUGGAUACAAGCUGCCUAAGCAUAAUGCAUCCUCGACACCUAGACUACACAAUGCUUCCUCAUCACACCAGCCGCUGUUAUCCACACCACCAUCCUACAAUGAACACCAUGGAAUCCUGGAGAAAAGGCAUCAGCAUGGGACAGUGAAUGGCUGCGAAAGAAGGCUCCUUGUGCCCUUUGGAAACAAUAACGGUUUGCGGGAACACCAAAUUUACAGCUGUUCCAACAGCAUUCAGCCUCAGAAUAGAAACCAGCUGAAACGGGAGAGUAAAAACCAAGGCCAUACUGACACCCACUCCUUAGGAAAGUCUCUUACCUCAGACAGUGGAUUUUGUGAUGUCAACAAAGGCCAUAUGUUACAUUCAAAUGAUGUCGCCUACUGGAGGAGGAGAGGACAGGACUUCACUGUGCUGCUGGACUAUGCAGACUUUAAGGAGUUGCAAAAAGCAAGAGGUCAAGAACUCCCAAGAGUGAACCAAGAAUGGACAGCUCAGCAAAGGCAGCUACGGGCAACUCAGUCCAAGGCUCAGCAUCAAGUUCAGGCCCUCUGUAAAAAAAAUGAGGCAGUUCUCCAUCAGUCCAGUUUGAUGAAUGACAGAAAGUACCAGAGCCUUGAAACAGAUGAGUGGCAUUCAGCUGUAGGCUUUGGUCGGCAGCUGCAUAAAACCAACAGUGAGCGUUGGGUACAAGGGCAGCAACGGUUUUAUGCAGGAACACCAGAGGGCACAGUUGUCCACCCUACGGCCAAAAGCAAAUGCCAGUCCCUACCCAGGAUGCUUCAACCUGAUAGCCUGCAAUAUGUUGACAUAGCGUUGUCCAGUCAGGAAUUGUACAGCCAAAUGAAUGGUCACCCACUGUCACACCACCAUCAUUAUAGAUUACCGCGUCGGUCAGAGAAUGGUAGGCCAGCUAGUGCCAACCAACUCUCAAUGACACCAAAUCCCCGCUUUACCCGCCCUCCCAGACCUCCAUCUUAUGAAAUGCACCAGCAGAUCAGGGGAAGCUGUGAGUUGUUGUCUGGCAGAGAAUUACUCACCCCACAGACCAGGGACAGAACACCACUUCCCAUAGCAAGAACACCUGACCCCCACUUAGACUCUUUUGCACACGACUCUGGACCGCCGGUAUACAUUCCUCCCCCAUCAUAUAAAAGAGCUCCAAUAAUGGCAGGUGGGCUCCAGAAUUAUGGACAAAUAGCUGUUGAUUACAGGUGCAGAGGGGAUAUGUAUCAGCAGAUAAAAAUGGCACCCGAUGAAUCUCAUUGGUUCAUCAGAUAUCCAGCUGGCUCUUGGCCUCAUCCCCACAUGGAGAGAAGUGUGUCCUGUCAGAAACAGUGUUACCCUUUGUAUUCUAGCAAAGAGAACAGAGGGGGAGUAAAAUGUAUUCCAUUUGAUGAUCCAUGUAUCAAUAAGUUUUCCUCAGCCCUGGGUGGCAACUCCUUGACAGAUGCUGAUAAGAUUCGCCACAUCCGUAAUGAGCUUCCUAGCAUUCCAGUGUCUGAGCUUUCCCAAGACGACAGUGCCUUUUUAGCCCCACCACCGGGGCCAUUUGUUGCUGUCAAUCUGACAUCAUCAAGUUGUGACAAUAAGAGAUGGCAGAGCAAUUUGCACAAAGAGACUGUUGAUAACUUGCCAGCGACCGACCAAAACUGUAACAGACAUCACAAAACCCACCAUCCUUCUCCAUCACCCUUUUCAGCCUUUCAAGCCUCAUUACCAAGAACCUCUUCUUAUCAGGGUUCCAGACACGACAAGAUUUGUAGAGAAACCAUCACCCAAGUGAAAAAAAUUGUACCAGAUUCAAGAACAGAGAUGAACAGCAGCACCAAGAGGAGAGUGAGUGAGACGAUCUUCUGCCUUGUAUCUGUUCCUGUACACAUGCCAUCAAACUUUAGCAACAACUUAUCAGGUAACCAGGACAAUGAGGCGAUUGCAAACCUGACAAUUACCAACACUGGCACUUUUGCUGUUGGGCUCAAAGAAAGUGCAAACAUUCGUAGCAAAUCUGUGAAUGAGAUACCUGUCAGACCCCACAUUCACACCAGCAGUAAAUCCUCAACAGACAAAAGAGCUCCUUUAAGGAAGGAGACAAUAGAUGCCUGGGCAUACACAGCAAAUGAAGACAAAAAGUUAGGCUGUACUGGCUCCUGGCCUGGAAACCAGUAUCGUAAUCAAGAAACACAGACUUGCUCACUUUUGACAGUGGUAAACAGUCCAGAACCUCAUACUCCUAAUGCUGUACAAGAAGCUGUUCUAUCUGUCUCAAAGACUGACAGUGAUGUUGCAAAUAACAGUAGCUCCUCUUAUAGUUACCCUAUGGCAGGCCAGAAGAACCUUCAUCUUUCCAGCAACAGCGCUUUCUCUCGUCUCAGCCCUAUCUCAACACAAAUACCACUUUUCAAAGAGUCAGAACAGGAACCAUACUCAGUGGCAAGGAAUCAGGAAGAACAGAGGUCAUCCUCUCCUAGGGAAAGUAUUCACCAGGAGAGUCCAGAAAAAGUGGUCUUUGGUCAGUUUCUCUUAAAGCCAGUGAACCGACGACCCUGUGAUGCUAGUGGUGAAUUGGAGACUAUUAAUAGGGAUAUGGAAGAAGACACAAUCAAGAAGACAUCCAGUGUGGGUCAGUUGAGAGAUGAUCUUGACAGGGUGAAUAAGAGGCAAGAUUGGUUCAAAUCAAAAGCUCACUUUAUUGUUGGUCCAGAACCUGGUCGGGAAGCAAUAAGUUUGCCACCACUGCACACAGGAAAGAACAACAUUAUUAAAAAGAAAUCAAAGUCCUUUGCCUCUACUGUUGAUAUAGACAGCAUUGACAUGCCCCAUGCCAACCACACAACCUUGAAAAAGAAUCUUUACAUUCACUCUAAUUCACAACCCAGUUGUUUCCUUUCCUCUGUUCUACCACAAAGUGAAUUAAACCAACUAUACAGACAAGACAUCCCAGUCCCUCAAGAAUCUUUGUUGAGGGAUGUAGGGCUAACUGUCUACACAGAAACUCCCGGUGCGCCUGGAGAACCAAUGCAGCGCUCUCUCUCAGUUCCAUCCCCUAUCAACCAUAAGGAUCUUCACUCGGUGCAGCUCUCCUGGAAGACGAGGAGAGUACUAGUUGAAAAUAGUGGAGAGAGCAAUUCAAAUGAAGAGCUUGAAUGUAAGAUGAAUAAGGAACAAAAAGCGUCAUCAGACAAUGUUCCACCAUUCAGGGGUGAGGUGAUUGUAAGCAUCUGUAAGACCAAAAAUGAAAGUUAUACUUUACCUCAGAAAGAAAGUAUGCAACAUAUUGCAAGGCAGGUUUCUUUUGUUGUUGAGGAUGAUAAAAGAUACAUGCUGGCUAAGCCUAUGAUCUGUAAGAAUGACUCAACAAUAGCAGAUAAACAGUUGGAGAGCUUAUUGAUUCAAGAGAAAAAUAACACUUUACCUGCAGAGGUCCUCAGCAGCCUGCAUGAGAUCAGAUAUGGAAAAGGAAUUUCCGAAAAUGAAUCCAUAGAGGAACGGGCAGCAAGGAUACUGGGUAUAACAGUUCCAGUGGAAGCCUUGAGUGUGGCAGAUAAACAGUCAGGUAACAACCAGGUCAAACCACCAUGUCCAAAUGCACUGGCAAAACAACCGACAGGCGAGUGUGAGCAAGUUAUAGAGGCAUCCCUAACUGCAGACUUAGAAAGUGUUAAGGAGACACUGUCAGUUACAUAUAUAGAAGAGCAACAAGAUCUCAGAAACAUGCAUAGCAGUGACCAUAGUAAUAGUGGAGACAAAAUGGUUACAGAGACUCAGUCAAUGCGAGAGCUUCCUAAGUUCUUAGCAAAUGAGUGUGUCCUCUUUCCAACUGUCAUCCCUGAUGAGAAGCUAUCACCGAGCAUGUUCAGUGAGGUCAAGAAAGAUAACACUAGCAGAGUAACUCGAUCCUUGCCAAAUAAGAUGAACUGUUCUGUGCCAUUAUCUGCUACAUCUCUGGCUGGGUCAAGAACAAACAGAAUGGCAAGUGUGAAAGAACAGGACUUUGUCUCUCAAAUAAAAAACAACAACUUAACAAGUCCAAAGCACUUAGGGGAAGCUUUUAAUGAAAAAGACACUACAAAGAAAAAUGAAGUUCAGAAAGAGUCAAAGAAGGAAAUUGUCAUGCAGCAUCCACAGAAAGUGGAUGCAAAAGGUCAAGAGCAGGAAUGCCAAGGUGAUUACCAGAAUGAUCAAAUCAAGCUGGGACAUUUUGACCAAGUACAAGGGGAAAAUGACAGAUUGUGCAACCGGGAUCAAAGACAUGAAGGUGAUGUAGAAGAGAUGACUGUUGAAAUUGAGCUUAAAACAGGCAUUGAACUGAAUAAAGAAGUGCACGUUGAAUUAAAAAUGGAGGAGGGCAAAAUGGAGUUUAAAAUUGUGGAAGAAGACAAAGAAAACCCUUUGGAUAUGAUGAAUGAUGAGCAUAACACUAUAGGUGUCAACAUAGCCGCUACCAGUCAAUAUACAGAGGGAGGAAAGUUACCUAAACCAAAGCAGCAUACCAGGUUCCAGAUACCUCCCCUGCACCCUAAACCUUGUAAUGUCGUCCAGAGUAAAAUGGUGCCAGCACUAAGCUUAAGCACUGGGACCUGCAUCAACACAGUAAUGGAAGACGAGGAAAUGCUCUCCUCAGCUGCCUGCUCCGCUCCUCCCCUGAGCUCCGGCCUCGUGGACCCUCCAGUCCCGGACCUCCAGCCGAGCCUUCCC
This is a messenger RNA of Menidia menidia (Atlantic silverside), 4725 nucleotides long. NCBI's taxonomy places the organism in Eukaryota, Metazoa, Chordata, Actinopteri, Atheriniformes, Atherinopsidae. The record is from the annotation of a GenBank genome assembly.